Molecule: messenger RNA, 9881 nt
Organism: Osmerus eperlanus (European smelt)
Lineage: Eukaryota; Metazoa; Chordata; Actinopteri; Osmeriformes; Osmeridae
Gene: abca2
Product: ATP-binding cassette, sub-family A (ABC1), member 2
Biological process (GO): lipid transport; transmembrane transport
Cellular component (GO): membrane; intracellular membrane-bounded organelle
Molecular function (GO): lipid carrier activity; ABC-type transporter activity; ATP binding
Source: RefSeq, a predicted model, not a curated record
CGUCUCUAUCUAGCAAGUGCUCUGUUUACAAGGGAGGCUGCUGUAUCCUUUCCUCUGACAAUUAUAACAUGUCAUUGGGUUCGUCAUGUUUCGACAUUUAAAUGCAAGCCAGGGGGAGAAAGUGUUCGUCUGCAAGAGAGCAAGACAGACGAAUUGAGUAUAUAAACCUUAAUGCAGCCUAUGGAGACUCGCCAAAAUCUGUUUAAAAUCCUAAAUUGAAUACGUCGGAAUGGUUCUUGACCCAUUAACAAGCAUUCCUUGUUUUGGCUCAAUUACCGGCAGCAUUUCAUAAUUUGGUUUUAUUAGGGAAAGACGUAGGUCCGCGACAAUGGGAUUCAUGCACCAGCUUCACCUCUUGUUGUGGAAGAAUGUGUCUUUGAAACGAAGGGGACCGUGGGUGCUGGCAUUUGAGAUCUUCAUCCCCCUGGUCCUCUUCUUCAUCCUCCUGGGCUUGCGGCAGAAGAAGCCAGCCAUUCCCGUGAAGGAAGAUUCUGAGAAGCUGUUGGGGAGCAUACACAGUCUGGAUGGGGGCCUGAUACACAAGGCUCUACGAGACCCAGCCAGGGCAGCUCAUCGGCAAGCCCUGCUCAGAUUCAUGUCCCAGGCCCUAGGUCUGGCUGGGGAGGGGGGAGGCCAGAAAUACGACCCCCAGGGACUUAAGGAGGUGGAGGGGGUUCUCUUGACUGGCGCCAUGCUGGAAGUGCUCACCUGUGGAGAGGGCGGGAGCAGUGAUCUCAGCAAGAUCCUAUUGGUCCCCGAGAAGCAGCAGUCUGUGUUCCAAGCCUAUCGCAGCGCAGUGUGCGGUGGGGAAGAGGGACAGAGGGCAGAGCGGUUUGGGGAAAUGAGCCAGGAGCUGAGAGACCAGAUCAACACUCAGAGUGUCAUAGAGAAGCUGAAUCUGGGCCAGGCCAACUCGUCCGCCCCCCUGUCCCAGACCCACCUGGGGCCCCUGCUGAAGGACCUGGCCGACGUGGACCGUCUGCUCCGGGACGUGGACCUCCUCUCCGCCCUGGCCCGCCUGCUCCCCAAGGGGGCAUGCACCGGCCACGGGCCCCCGGGCCCCAGCAACGCCACCUCCCCCUGCCCCCUCAACGCCACCACCUGGGGCCCCAACGCCACCGACACACCCGGCCAGGACGGGGGAGAGGGGGAGCAGGGGGAGGGUGGAGGGGGAGCUGGGAGAGGGGAGGAAAACCCCCACUCCCAGUUCUCAGCCUUCGUGCAGCUCUGGGCCGGCCUGCAGCCUAUUCUUUGUGGCAACAACAGGAUCAUUGAACCUGAGGCACUGAAGCAGGGGGAACAUGAGCUCUCUGGGUUCACCAGUAAGGAACAGCGGAAUCUGGGUCUACUGGUGCACCUAAUGACUACAAAUCCCAAGAUUCUCUACUCCCCCAUCGGCUCACAGGUGGACAAGGUCAUCCAGAAGGCCAAUGAGACGUUUGCGUUUGUGGGGAACGUGACUCACUACGCGAGGGUGUGGCUCAACAUCUCCAGUCAGCUCAGGACCUUCCUGGAGGAGGGCAGGCUGCACAACCAUCUCACCUGGCUGCAGCAGUUCACGUCCGAUCUCCGACGCCACCCGGAGCUGCUGAACGCCACAGACAGUGAGCUGCUGCAGAGCCUGCUGGAGGGCAACUACAGCCUCCCCGACGCCUCCACCCUGCUGGAGCAGCUGGACACCAUCGACAACGCCGCCUGCGGCUGGACGCACUUCAUGUCCAAGGUCAGUGUGGACAUCUUCAAAGGCUUCCCUGACGAGGACAGCAUCGUCAACUACACACUGAACCAGGCCUACCAGGACAAUGUGUCCGUCUUCGCCAGUGUCAUCUUCCAGACCAACCGUGACGGCUCCAUCCCCCCCCAUGUCCUGUACAAGAUCCGGCAGAACUCCAGCUUCACGGAGAAGACCAACGAGAUCCGCCGGGCCUACUGGCGCCCCGGGCCCAACACCGGGGGCAAGUUCUACUUCCUCUACGGUUUCGUCUGGAUCCAAGACAUGAUGGAGCGCGCGAUCAUCAACACGUUUGUGGGCCACGAUGUGGUCGAACCCGGAAACUACGUCCAGAUGUUCCCCUAUCCCUGCUACACCAGAGACGACUUCCUGUUUGUGAUCGAGCACAUGAUGCCCCUGUGCAUGGUGAUCUCGUGGGUGUACUCGGUGGCCAUGAUGAUCCAGCACAUCGUCGCAGAGAAGGAACACCGCCUCAAGGAGGUGAUGAAGAUGAUGGGUUUGAACAACGCCGUCCACUGGGUGGCCUGGUUCAUCACAGGCUUCGUGCAGCUCUCCAUCUCCGUGACGGCGCUGACGGCCAUCCUGAAGUACGGCAAGGUCCUCCUCCACAGCGACCCCUUCAUCAUCUGGCUCUUCCUCACCAUCUACGCCAUCGCCACCAUCAUGUUCUGUUUCCUGGUGUCGGUGAUCUACUCCAAGGCCAAACUGGCGUCUGCGUGCGGCGGGAUCAUCUACUUCCUCAGCUACGUCCCUUACAUGUACGUGGCCAUCCGGGAGGAAGUGGCCCACGACAAGAUCACCGCCUUCGAGAAGUGCAUCGCGUCCUUGAUGUCCACCACAGCCUUUGGCCUCGGCUCCAAGUACUUUGCUCUGUACGAGGUGGCCGGGGUGGGCAUCCAGUGGCGCACCAUCAACCAGUCUCCAGUAGAGGGCGACGACUUCAACCUGGGGCUGUCCAUGAUGAUGCUCAUCAUCGACGCCAGCGUCUACGGGAUUCUCACCUGGUACAUUGAGGCGGUGCAUCCAGGCAUGUAUGGGCUGCCCCGCCCCUGGUACUUCCCCCUGCAGAAGUCCUAUUGGCUGGGCAGUGGGCGCGUGGAGACGUGGGAUUGGCCGUGGGGUGCCGGCGCCAGGCUGAGUGUGAUGGAGGAGGACCAGGCGUGCGCCAUGGAGCACCGACGCUCUGAGGAGAUGCGAGGUGUGGAAGAGGAGCCAAGCCACCUGCCCCUGGUGGUGUGCAUAGACAAGCUGACCAAGGUGUACAAGACCGGCAGCAAACUGGCUCUGAACAAGCUGAGUCUCAACCUGCACGAGAACCAGGUGGUCUCCUUCCUGGGACACAACGGUGCUGGCAAGACCACCACUAUGUCCAUCCUGACCGGGCUGUUCCCUCCCACCUCCGGCUCAGCCACCAUCUACGGCCACGACAUCCGCACCGACAUGGAGCGCAUCCGCCAGAACCUGGGCAUGUGUCCCCAGCACAACGUCCUGUUCGACAAGCUGAGCGUGGAGGAGCACCUGUGGUUCUACUCCAAGCUGAAGGGCAUGGCGGAGGACGACAUACGCAAGGAGACCGACAAGAUGAUUGAGGACCUGGAGUUGUCCAACAAACGCCACAGCCUGGUGCAGACACUGUCCGGGGGGAUGAAGAGGAAGCUGUCCGUGGCCAUCGCCUUCGUCGGCGGCUCCCGCGCUGUCAUCCUGGACGAGCCCACGGCGGGCGUGGACCCCUACGCACGCAGGGCCAUCUGGGACCUCAUCCUGAAGUACAAACAGGGCCGCACCAUCCUGCUGUCCACUCAUCACAUGGACGAGGCUGACCUGCUGGGAGACCGCAUCGCCAUCAUCUCGCACGGGAAGCUCAAGUGCUGCGGCUCGCCGCUCUUCCUCAAGAGCACCUAUGGAGACGGCUACAAGCUGACCCUGGUCAAGAAGCAGAGCGAGAGCAGGGACCAGGGCCCCCGCCACCAGCCUACCACCCUGCUCUCGCCCUCCUCCUCCCUGUCUCCCUGCUCAGAGCCCAGGGUCACCCAGUUCAUCCGUCAGUUCGUGGCGUCCUGUCUGCUGGUGUCUGAUUCCAACACGGAGCUGUCAUACGUGCUGCCCUCUGAGGCUGUGAAGAAAGGCUGCUUUGAAAGGCUCUUUCAGGCCCUGGAGCAGCGCCUGGACAGCCUGGCUCUGACCAGCUUCGGGGUGAUGGACACCACCCUGGAGGAGGUCUUCCUCAAGGUGUCUGAGGAGGACCAGUCCCUGGAGAACAGCGACGCAGACAUGAAGGACUCCCCAGGAGGGAGCUGGGUGGGGAAGCCAGCGGCCGGUCCGGCGGGGCCCCAGUGCGACCCUGGCCCAGCAGGGGGCGUGGUUCGCCCGGAGGUGGAGCUGAGCAACCUGGUGAUGUGCUCCAGGCUGAGUCAGAGCCAGGCCUCCCUGCGCUCGUCCUCCUCCUCCGUGGGCUCCGUCCGGGGGGACGAGGGGGGGCUCUACGCCGACUUCUACGGAGAGUACUGCCCUCUCUUCGACAACGGCCAGGAGUCGGACUCGGCCAGCCAGAGAGGGGACGCCGAGGACCCCUCGUCCCCGGCAGCAGGCAUCCUGGAGGGGCAGGGCAGCAUCAAGCUGGAGGGCUGGUGGCUCCGCCUGCGGCAGUUCCACGGCCUCAUCAUCAAACGGUUCCACUGCGCCAAGAGGAACACCAAGGGCCUCUUCUCCCAGAUCAUGCUGCCCGCCUUCUUCGUCUGCGUGGCCAUGACCGUCGCCCUGUCCGUGCCCGAGAUAGGAGACCUGCCACCCCUCAUACUGUCACCCUCCCAGUACCACAACUACACCCAGCCCCGAGGCAACUUCAUCCCCUACGCCAAUGAGGACCGGCCCCAGUACAGAUGUAAGCUGUCCCCAGAUGCCAGCCCCCAGAAGAUCGUCAACACCCUGCGGCUGCCCUCGGGCGUGGGCGCCACCUGCGUCCUCAAAACGCCCUUCAACAGCACCCUGGACCAGCUGGCCCAGACUCUCAACCCCAGCGCCAACAACUCCAAGACCUUGGCUGCCCGCUACUUUGACUCCAUGUGCCUGGACUCCUUCACCCAGGGGGUGCCCCUCUCCAAUUUUGUGCCCCCUCCGCCCUCGCCCGCCCCGUCUGACGACCCGGAUCCCCGCUUCGAGGACGGGCUGUGGAACUACACCACCGCCCCGACCACCGUCCACGAAACGGUGACGUCGCCCCCCACCCUGCCCCUGUCCAUCCGGGAGCCGGUGCGCUGCAUCUGCUCCAUGCAGGGGACCGGCUUCUCCUGUCCCAGCGGAGUGGGGGGGCGGCCCCCGCUCAUGAAGGUGGUCACCGGGGACAUCCUGGUGGACAUCACCGGACGCAACGUGUCCGAGUACCUUCUCUACACCUCGGAUAGAGUCCGCCUGCACAGAUACGGCGGGAUCACAGUGGGCAACAUACAGAAAUCAAUCCCAGCAUCCUUUGGGAGAAAGACUCCACCCAUGGUUCGCAAGAUAGCGGUGCGCAGAUCCGCUCAGGUGCUGUUCAACAACAAGGGGUACCACAGCAUGCCAACCUAUCUCAACGUCCUCAACAAUGCCAUCCUCCGCGCCAACCUGCCCGCGGCGAAGGGAAACCCUGCUGCAUAUGGGAUUACGCUGACGAACCACCCUAUGAAUCGAACCAGUGCCAGUCUCUCCCUGGACUACUUGCUCCAGGGCACAGACGUGGUGAUCGCCAUCUUCAUCAUCGUGGCCAUGUCGUUCGUCCCGGCCAGCUUUGUCGUGUUCCUGGUCGCGGAGAAGUCCACCAAGGCCAAGCACCUGCAGUUUGUCAGCGGCUGUGACCCUGUCAUUUACUGGCUGGCCAACUACAUAUGGGACAUGCUCAACUACCUGGUGCCGGCCACAUGCUGCGUCCUUAUCCUGUUUGUGUUCGACCUUCCGGCGUACACCUCCCCGACCAACUUCCCUGCAGUCGUGUCUCUCUUCCUGCUCUACGGGUGGUCCAUCACUCCGAUCAUGUACCCCGCCUCCUUCUGGUUCCAGGUCCCCAGCACGGCCUACGUGUUCCUCAUCGUCAUCAACCUGUUCAUCGGCAUCACAGCCACCGUCGCCACCUUCCUGCUGCAGCUGUUUGAGCACGACAAAGACCUGAAGCGAGUGAACAGCUACCUGAAGACCUGUUUCCUCAUCUUCCCCAACUACAACCUGGGCCACGGACUGAUGGAGAUGGCCUAUAAUGAAUACAUCAAUGAGUACUAUGCUAAAAUAGGUCAGUUUGACAAAAUGAAGUCUCCAUUCGAGUGGGACAUUGUGACGAGGAGUCUGGUUGCGAUGACAAUCGAGGGGUUCGUUGGCUUUCUCAUCACCAUCCUCUGCCAGUACAACUUCCUCAGGAAACCUCAGAGAGUCCCAGUGAGCUGUCAGCCCAUUGAGGACGAUGACGUCGACGUGGCCUGCGAGAGACGGAGAGUGCUCCGAGGAGACGCGGACGACGACAUGCUGAAGAUCGACAACCUCACCAAGGUGUACAAGUCCAGGAAGAUGGGGCGGAUCCUGGCGGUGGACCGGCUGUGUCUGGGCGUGCGCCCUGGGGAGUGCUUCGGGCUGCUGGGGGUGAACGGAGCAGGGAAGACCACCACCUUUAAGAUGCUCACUGGGGACGAGAGCACCACGGGGGGCGAGGCCUUCAUAGGAGGGAACAGUGUUCUGAAGGAGUUGCUGCGCGUGCAGCAGAGCAUCGGGUACUGUCCCCAGUUCGACGCUCUGUUCGAGGACCUGACGGCCAGAGAACACCUGGAGCUUUACACGCGCCUCCGAGGCAUUCCCUGGAAGGACGAGGAGAGGGUGGUUCAGUGGGCUUUGGAGAAACUGGAGCUGUCCAAGUACGCAGACAAGCCUGCAGGGACCUACAGCGGGGGGAACAAGCGCAAGCUGUCCACCGCUAUCGCCCUCAUCGGAUACCCCUCCCUCAUCUUCCUGGACGAGCCCACCACCGGGAUGGACCCCAAGGCCCGCAGGUUCCUCUGGAACUUAAUCCUUGACAUCAUCAAGACGGGACGCUCGGUGGUGCUGACGUCACACAGCAUGGAGGAGUGUGAGGCCCUGUGUACCCGCCUGGGGAUCAUGGUCAACGGCAGGUUUAAGUGUCUGGGCAGCAUUCAGCACCUGAAGAACAGGUUUGGUGACGGGUAUAUGAUCACCGUGCGGACCAAGACAAGCUCCAGUGUGAAGGAAGUCGGGAGAUUCUUCAACAGGAACUUCCCGGAGGCUGUCCUGAAGGAGCGGCACCACACCAAGGUACAGUACCAGCUGAAGUCCGAGCGCAUCUCCCUGGCUCAGGUGUUCAGUAAGAUGGAGCAGGUGGUGGAGGUGCUGGGCAUAGAGGACUACUCUGUCAGCCAGACCACUCUGGACAACGUGUUCGUGAACUUUGCCAAGAAGCAGAGCGACAAUCUGGAGCAGCAGGAGAGCUCCCCCCCUGGUGGUGGCCAGUCCCCACUACAGCGCAUGCUCAGCCUGCUGAGGCCCCGUCCGGCCAACACAGAACUGAGCGCCCUGGUCAGCGAGGAGCCCGAGGAGCUGGAGAGCGACGAUGACGAGGGCCUCAUCAGCUUCGAGGAGGAGAGGGUGCAGCUGUCGUUCAACACCGACACUCUCUGUUGAACGGUGGGCUCUCAGAGGGAACCUGGCUGGACAGAGAGAGCCAGUGAGCGGGAAAAUAAAUGACCUUAAUCGGUGGGGACCUCUGUUUAAGGUCAGGGAGUGAAUGCACUUGUUUUUACUGUGAAGAAGGCCUGUGGGAAUUAAUAAACGGAAUCGUUCCUAAAGCUGGGAGAGACUGAGCCAUCUGAACCGGAGGUAGACUUUGUGUGGAACAGAGAAGAUAAUGAGUUAUGUGUUUCAUUGCCAGCAAGCCAGCCAUGGUCUUGUAAGUUGAGAUGGCAAAGGGGACGGGUAGUGUCUGUAUCAUAGGGAUAAUGCACUGCUACAGUGAGAUCUUUUGCAUUGGAAUGUGUUCCUGGGAGUGUUUCUGGAUUUGUAUUUGAGAAUGUAAUGAUGGGAACACUGGGAAACCCAUUUCAGAGACUGGAGCUUGAUUUGGUUUUCGUGUUGUUAGUGUGCUGAGAUACUACAGAUGAUGUCAUAACGUAACAUAUCAACCCGUCUGAAAUGACAUCAUUGGGUUUAUUCUUUCAUCCGAUGUUUGGCGCUGUGAGUCAGUCUCGUUAUUGGUCAAACGUUUUCCCUGCCAAAGUACCGGUGUUCCUAAUAAGCCAGAGAAACAGCCCUCCCCCCUCCCCAACGCUCUACCAAACUGGACUACCUUGGGAUCAUGCUGGAACGAUUCAAGUCAAAGUGUGUCGUAUCAAACGUAUACAAUAUAUAUUUUUCUGUGGCAAGGAUUUAUUUUAGAUAUUGACAAGCCUAUCCGACUGACGUCUGUGAUUUGCUUCGCAAUAAAUGAUGGUUUAUAGCUAAUUGGGCCUUGAAAAGUGCCAAGUUUUUAACUUGAGUCUUUGUGAAAUUGGCCUUUUCUUCUAAAUCACUUUGCUGAGUCACAGAAGAAAGAUGCACUAGGUUUUGACUCAUUUUAGAGAAUGUAUAUGGAAUGAUUGUCCUGAUGGUGCCUCCCUAACAUUAAGCCUACUUCUUUUGACACUGUACAUUUUUGUCUCUCUUAAGCACUUUCUAUUGAAUGCUUUCUAUUGUGCUUUUACAAAUCAUAAUGAUUUUAAUUCUGCCAAGAAGAUCCUACAUGGGACACAAUAUAAUAACAUACUUUAUGGUGAAGAUAAUUAACAAGAUAACAGACAAAAAAAAAGACUUUCUCUCUAUCAUUUUAGUACUUAAGGUCACUUAACGAGAUGUAUAAUGAUCAUACAGCACUGCACUACCAUCACUGUGAGACUAAAGGGAACUCUCAGAUCAUUCAUCGUUUUAACUUGAGAUGCGCCAUUUUUAUCGUUAGCGAGAUGUUUGGCAGGAAGACAAACGAAGUUAUGAAGAACACCCUUAACCUUAUUUGUAGAGAGGGACGUUUAGGUGUUUUGAUGAAUAUGUACCGUGUUGGCAUGUGAUAUGAACUCUGGUAUUCUCAUUAAGUGUUUGUUUUGUGAUUAAAAAAAAUAGUUAUGCCCUUUUUUCUUUCUGUUCCAGUUAUUUCAGAGACUAAUUCCAGUGUAAUUUGAAUCAUAUUAUGGUAAUCAUAUGUGUCCUGUUUUGAUUUACUGUAUUUUACUACUUGAUGGGGUUGUUAUCAUUUUAUUAUUAGAUAAAGGAAAUUGAAUGUUGUUGUUUAUUUUGAACCAAAUGCUUGGAGCGAAGCCUAGGGCGACAAAGGUUUUACCACUUACUCAGAUAUAAAAUGUUUUAGUACUUUAUUCUAAAUCUGACAAGCAUUUAGAGCAACGUUACACUAACUGUUUUACUCAGACUAAACGAUGACUGUGACACUCGACUCUUAACAGAGUUCUGUGAGUCUCAACCUUAACCCUUGUGUUAUCUUCGGGUCGUUCUGACCCAUCAGUCAUUGUGACCCACCGUCGUAUUGCGACAACUUUACCGCAUACAAAAACAAAGUGAAGCAUUUUCUUUUAACCGUUGGGCUGUCUCAGACCCCCCACAUUGCGAAGGUUAAAAGAAAAUUAUUUUUAUUUGGUUUUGUAUUGGGUAAAAUUGGGUAAACACAACGAUGGUUCGUUAUGAACCUUUGGGUCAUGUGACCCGAAGGCAGCACGAGGGUUAAAGGAAAAACAAUGGGACAAGUCCCAUUCUGGACUGUUUUGAUUCCAGGGCUACAACCGUCUCCCUGUAUUAAGCCACGCUAGACAGGAGUAACAUAAAGGAUGCUAGUCACAGAGCAGAUUCACUUUUCCACUAAACAAUAAAAUAAACAAAGAAUGACACCAGCAAAUAUUGAUUUUAGGUGCGAAACAUAAUACAAAAAAAAAUCCUCAACAAACCUAGUACUUAUUUUGCUUUGCUUUAAAGCAAAGUGCUUUCGAAUAUAUCUGGUGUAUGUGUGUGCAUAUGAAUAAUAUAUAUAUUUAUACUUUAUGAAUGUCUGUUAUCAUUCUCUCUGCUGUAAAGCAUCUGUUCCAUAUUUUUUUUAAUUUGACUUAAUAUUUGGACUUGUAUCUGAAUAAACUAUUGUUUCUGA